Messenger RNA from Hordeum vulgare subsp. vulgare (domesticated barley), 1299 nucleotides. RefSeq lists its product as uncharacterized. The transcript has 7 exons. The record is from RefSeq and is a predicted model, not a curated record. NCBI's taxonomy places the organism in Eukaryota, Viridiplantae, Streptophyta, Magnoliopsida, Poales, Poaceae. Gene Ontology annotation, cellular component: nucleus. Gene Ontology annotation, biological process: regulation of exit from mitosis. Bases 87 to 869 code for a protein of 260 amino acids.
CCCCGGUCCAUUUUCCUGAACACCCCCACCCCCGUUUUUAGGUAAACUCACUCAAUCUGCGGACACAAGCGGCCACCUAGGGCAGGAUGGAGCCGACGAGUUCUUCAGGAGCCGACGAGAGGCAGGGGUCAGGAUCGGUGGGGGUGCAAGUGGCUGCGGCGGCGCUUCAGCGGUCGGAGGUGUUCCACGUCGUGAAGGAACUGCUUGGCUUCGUUCUCUACAUGCACCACCAGAUCCCCUCGGUGUUGCAGAGUCUUGAAACUGAAUUUGCAGGUUUAAAGGAGGAAAUGUCGGAAAUGACAGCACCAUCAGCAGAAAUGAAACCUUCUGAUCAGAGAAAGUACAACACACGAAAAAGGGAGGUUAGAUGCAGAAUCAAGAAGCAGGAAAAGUUAAUGAAAGGCAUCUCUACCGUACUUUCUGCUUUUCAGCAAGCACUUGAUAAAGUUUCUACCAUUGAAGGAGUUGCCCUGAUCCUGGGAGGGAGUCUUGUACGACCUUUGUUUGUCUAUGACAUUACAGUUACUCAUGGUAGGUUUGGUUCUGGAAGUGCCAAAGGGCAUGGUACAACAAAGUUAGCUCAGUCUGUUUCCCGAAAGGCCGUCCGAGCUCUUAUAUCAUGUGGUGCAGGGAGUUUAUCUUACACAGGCCCCACCAAGCUGUUUCUACUGAUCAGAUGUCCCUGCACGAUGAACUUACCCCUGGAUUUCUCUCCAAAACGGGAUUUCCGUUACAGUAAGAAGGUUGUACCGCAGCAAAUGUCUAUAAAAUGCAAUACAGCAGACUACCGAAAGAAUAAUAAGCAUGUUGCAUCAAUCGUGGAUGCGUCAUGUUGUACUUCAGAAUCUUCUCCGUCAGAUGUUAUCUGAGGUAGAUCCUUUGAAGUUGAAACACUACGGACACCUGGGCAAUGAACCUUGAAGUAUAUAUUGAUUUGUUACGCUGUUAAAUUGUUAUCAAAGUGCUGAAACCUGUAUUGGUGCUUGAGCUGCAAGCUACAGAACCUAUUCUUUCUAACUGCAGUCAAGCCUAUUGAGUAAAUCCGUAUCAUCUUGUUAUAGGUUCCAGUGCAAGCACAUGAUAAGAGGCUUACCAUGCAAGGCGUCAUUAGAAGGAUGAUGAUCCGCUCAUUUUCAUUGUCCGACAUCAUGUAUGUUACAAUUGGAAAAUGCUGUAGCGAGGUGAACACCGAUCCUGACCUGUAAAUGCUCACUGAGGAUCAGCAUUCUUCAAUCUUAAAUUGGCCCUCCCCCCUUCUCUGUAAAUUUUCACUAAGGAUAUGCAUUCUUCAAUCUUAAA